AGCGGUGCCCCACCAAUCGGGCGCUGGAGGAAGAAUUCACUCGCAGCUCAAUUGCGAAAUGGAGGUCUAUGUCAUCUGUGAAUGCACAUCGCACUCUUAAUGUCGUGAUUACUUAGACAACGGUCGUUCUCUUCUUCGCCCCGAUAGACUUAAAAAUUUACCACUAACCACUGGAUUAACUAUGUCUCGCCAUGAAGGUGUAAGCUGUGAUUCUUGCCUUAAAGGAAAUUUCCGGGGAAGGCGUUACAAAUGCCUCAUCUGCUACGACUACGACCUGUGUGCCACUUGCUACGAGUCAGGGGCAACCACCACCAGGCACACAACAGACCACCCUAUGCAGUGCAUCCUCACACGUUCUGAUUAUGAACUGUAUUAUGGAGGAGAAGGUCUGACUGUAGAGCAACCUCAGGCAUUUACCUGUCCUUUCUGUGGAAAGCAGGGCCUCACUGAAGCCACCCUUCAGGAGCAUGUUGCUGCUGAGCACGCGGACAUCACCUUUGAGGUUGUGUGUCCUGUUUGUGCGUCCCUGCCAGGUGGCGACCCCAACCACGUAACUGACGAUUUUGCUGCUCACCUGACCUUGGAGCAUCGAAGUGGGCCUCGAGAUCUCAUUUCUUUCCUCGAUGAGCCCUCAGUGUCACGUCAUGGCGGAGUCAGGAGAAUCCCUCACUCAUCCCGAGGCGGCUCAGGAGUUCCUCGAGCAAGGCGGUCUAAUAUGCACUUUAGCUCAUCAGGAGGACUAUCAGCUUUAUCUCCCUCCAGCAGGGACGUAGACCCCAUCGCAGAAUUAUUGUCCCAGUUGUCAGGAGUUAGAAGGUCUGCCGCCGCUGCCUCGUCAAUGGCAAAUGCAAAUGGCUCUUCCAGCUCAGUCGGUUCGACUCCCUCGCAGCUGCAGCAGCUCCAGAUGCAGUUACAGCUCGAGCGGCAGCAGGUGAGGGCUGCCCGGCAGCAGUUGGAACGACUGCCCAGGCGGUCCCAAGCUGCCUCAAAUGGUGCUACAGUAGGCUUGGCUGUGAAUCCACUCACAGUCCUGGGGGGCUCGAUGGCCGGGUUGACUGCUACCAAUCAAGCUGCCACUUCGGGAGGGGAUCAAACUUGCGUGGCUAGUCAGACGUCGACAUCGCAAAGCAAUUCACAAUAUAUACUUGGCAGGUCGUCCGAGUGCCAAAUAUCCGAGGAAGAACUUCAUUCCAUGGAGGAAACCCGCGCUGAACAUAGUCUGUUUGUCCAAGAACUGUUACUCUCUUCACUGGCCGACGUGAGUCUGCACGACUGUCCGGCAGGCGCCGCCUCGCUGCCCCUGCUUGCGCACCUUGAGCAACAGCAGCAGCAGCAAGAAGCGCGGCCGUCCGGCCCCCAGCCGCCCCCGCACGCGCAGCCACCCCAUCACCAGCAACCAAGCGCCAGCAAGAGUCGCAGCUUGGAGCCGGCGCGGGGCCCGCAGCCGCACCACCAGCAACACAUGCAGAAGCAGCAGCAAAAGCCAGUGGUGCGCUCGGCGGCCAAACAAGCGCCCCCUCCCAUGUGUAUAUUGCCAACCCAGCCUCCUGUGAUGAUGGUGACGGGCACCGGCACCAUUCGAGAAGUCCCCCCGCAGUCGGCGGCGCGCAACCCGGCCAGCAGCGGCGCCGGACUCGGCUCGCAAGCAAGCAGCGUCCGCAGGAAACCCAUUCGGCAGAGCGACCCGCGGAACCAACCAACCGAUCCGCCUCCUCGCUAACACGAGCUUUAAGGAAAAACACACCCCCACACUGGAUCGUAGAUUGAUUGAUGAUUGAUAGAGGUGCAAACGAACAACCAAAGUUUGUUGCAAGGAAAGAUUAUCUGUUGAUUAUUAUUAUUAUUAUUCUUAAUUCAUUGCUACUACUACCGCUGCUAUCAGACUUGAACAGAAAUACACUCCCAUUUGAAAUACAAACCAAAACUCAUGGACGUCUCAAGGUUCGUUGGCGGUGCACGAUGUGAAGCCAAUUUUUUUUUGUUUUGUGCGGAUUUCAACUGUUUGCGUUCAAUCGUGAAAUUUCAUUUUAUUUUUCUGCUCAAUCAUAUCGAGUUGCAAACGCUUUCGAGGCGAGACGUCCACACAUAUUUGGUCCGGCAUCAAUGAGCAGGCUGCAUACACACAUGAUAAUAUUUUCCAUCACCAGUGUCUUUAAUACAAGAACAGCGAAAAUUUCAUGGUCAGAUUAAACACAAGCGCCAUUCAACAAAAUUCACACCCACACAAGAAAAAGAAAGAAACUUGUAACAACUCUCUCUCUCUCUCUCAUAAAGUUUAAAAAAUUUUAAUGAUCAACACACUAAUAGAUAUUAUUAUAAUGGUAAAAUGUACCCCCAGUUAAUAACCAAAAAGAGAGUGUUAUAAUUAUUGAUUUAGCCACACUAGAGAUAAGCUUCAAUGUUUAAAAAAAAGAGUCAAAAAGAAAGAGUCUACUUUUGAGUUUCACACUCGGGACAAAAACAUGAUUCGCUUUGAGUAUUGUUUGAUGCCUCCUUAGAUUCAUCCAUCUUUCCCGUCCUCUAAGACGACUGCUGAAGGUUUCUUGAGCUACUUUGUGUUUUGCUUUUUGUCAUCAUUUGCUGUAAAACUAAUUAUACCUGUUAGACACUGGUGUUCCUAUUGAGAUACUUGAUUUGAACUGUUUGAUCGCGAGUUGUUGCAAAUGAGAGCAAUUGUACGAAUUAAACUUCAAAACUUCAGUGCAAGUGUGUUUGUAUAAAUUGUCAUUAAAAUACCGCGGGGACUGUUAGUAACACGAGAGCAAGAAUUUUUCUCAUACAAAUAUCUUUCUAAUCAAAAUACUGGAAACCCUUUUUACCCUAUAUUUCAAUUAUUUUAAUCCCAACUGGUAAAACUUUCGCCUGCUCUGCUGACGGCAGGGUGAAUCAAGAAAUGCUCUUGUUUUACAUUUGGGAGCUUGAUUGUGAUUGAAGUCCUGCUGAAAAGCUGUACAUUAGGAACGUAUAUUUAUUUGAGGAUUAUAUAUAAAUUGGUUAGUUUUUAAGUUGCAAAAUAAACUGCCUGGAAAUCAUUUAAU
Molecule: messenger RNA, 3038 nt
Organism: Neocloeon triangulifer
Lineage: Eukaryota; Metazoa; Arthropoda; Insecta; Ephemeroptera; Baetidae
Product: E3 ubiquitin-protein ligase KCMF1-like
Exons: 7
Coding region: 182-1720 (512 amino acids)
Biological process (GO): synaptic signaling
Cellular component (GO): plasma membrane
Molecular function (GO): zinc ion binding
Source: RefSeq, a predicted model, not a curated record